UUGGACAUUUCUGUGGCGGUUAAACUUUGUUCGCCUUGGAAUCCCCUGGCUGUUGGCCGAACCAUUUUGGAUACUUGCUUGCCCAUCUCCUCUGAUAUUUCUGAAAGCACAGGACAAUUAAAGCCUGCCAACAGUUCUAGCAGAUUUGGUCAUAGUGGUCAAGAGCAGGCCAGACAAGGUGGUGAUGGAGCCAAUCUGAACGAUGCUUUAGUCCUUUAUCGACAAGAAAAGCGACGCUGGGAGCUGAGUCCAAUGGAAGCCAGUUGUAUGGCUUAUCAAGAGCUACGUGCCGAACUCAACGUUCUCCUCCGCCUUUUUCCUGUCUCUAUAUGCUGGCACCACUUACUCGAUGCAAUUAGCCCUUUCCUCGGAUCAGCCUCUUGUGAUACCCCCAAUUGUGGUACUAAGCAGGUUAAACCCGGCUUUGCCUCCAAUCUCUUGGAUUUUACUUAUGUCAGAAAUUCUGCAAAAACGACCUGUGUAGGGUUGAUGAAGCAAGAAUGUCAGUCCCGACAAACUUCCCAUGAGCUGGCAGAUACCUUAGUCCCUCUGCAUCACCUUGUCUUUUGCUUCGGUGUACUCGGUCCAAAACCACUCGCUUUUUUUAUGCCACUGGCGCACUGGGGGACCUUAACGGAAUGCCUGCAGGCUGUCAGACAGGCUACCAUUUUGGAGCGGAGAGACUUCGACCUAACUGCUCCAUCAGUUUCUAGCCUGACAAACGCUAACCAAGCUGGGACUUUCGAGGAGCCAAGAUGCCCCUGUCGAAGAGCUCUAAGCUGGCAUCCCAUACAUCCGGUUACGAUAGGCCUCAUUGUGAACCAGGUCGCCUCAGCUUUGGCCUACCUUCACCAUUUGUGUAUCAUCCAUCGAGAUCUCAAGCCUGACAACUUACUCGUAUGGCAGUUUCCUCCUCCCUCGCCUCGAUUGCCUCUCGAGGCCGACUACUCUCCUAUGAAUCGCCAAGUCAACCAGCAACAGAGCCUAGACACUAGAUUCGAUCCCCUCAAGGUGCAUCUUGUGCUAACGGAUUAUGGCGUCAGUCGAAGUAGAGGUGGUUUCGACGGUUGCCGAGGCUAUGUGGGUACCGUUGGCUAUAUAGCCCCAGAGAUUUUGUUGUCUGGAGGUGCCGAAACUUACACGGAAAAGGUGGACAUCUAUUCCCUUAGCAUGCUAAUGUGUGAAAUCAUCAAACUCGGCCCUCCCUACGAUGCUCAAGCUAAUGUCCAAUUCAACCUGGGGCAUAAAGUCAUUUCUGGAUUUAGGCCUGAACUAUCCGACUCGGUCAGUUCUCUGUUCACAUCGCUUUAUUUGAUGUGA
Messenger RNA from Protopolystoma xenopodis, 1320 nucleotides. NCBI's taxonomy places the organism in Eukaryota, Metazoa, Platyhelminthes, Monogenea, Polystomatidea, Polystomatidae. The record is from the annotation of a GenBank genome assembly.